Lathyrus oleraceus (garden pea) is the source of this 774-nucleotide messenger RNA. RefSeq lists its product as uncharacterized. NCBI's taxonomy places the organism in Eukaryota, Viridiplantae, Streptophyta, Magnoliopsida, Fabales, Fabaceae. The record is from RefSeq and is a predicted model, not a curated record. Bases 1 to 774 code for a protein of 257 amino acids. The transcript has 3 exons.
AUGGACCUGAUACAAGCUACUGGGCUUUUGAAGACUGUUGUUGGGUUCUCUCAAUGCUACGAAGGUUUAGUCAAGGAAUUUAUUGUUAAUAUUCCUGAGGAUAUUUCUGAUAAGAACAACAAGGAGUUCUGCAAGGUGUAUGUGAGGGGUAGAAAUAAUGAGGGUGCAGGAGAAUUAGAGGUUACAGACAAUCAGGUCUGUAGGGAGAUUACAACUAAGCAGGUGAAAGUUUGGCCUUUUAAAACGCAUCUUCCUGCUAGGAAGUUGACUAUCAAAUAUAUGUUUGAUCAAAUCAUCAAGCAUGUAACUACUAAUGCAAUUAGGCUGCCAAUUGCUUUUCCCUCUAUGAUCUGUGGAAUUAUCUUGAAUCAACAUCCUGGUAUUCUGUGCUCAAAUGAUUUACCUAGUAGGAGAAAACCAGCUCUGUCUGUGCACUACAAACUCUUUGAAGGCAGUCAUGUCGAGGAUAUUGUCAUGACAUCUUCCAUGAGGAGGCCAGCCUCAAAAGUUGGAGCAAUUGCUGAGCUUAAGGAGACAUGCAAAGAGCUAGGUGAAGGGAUUAGGGUAGCCACAACUAGAAAACAAUCUUUGGAAGCCUUAAUUGAAAGCUUGGAGAAGGCUGAGGGUGAAAAUGUUGAACAUGCUAAUGUCAGCCAUGAAGAAGAAGCUGAAGCCCACACCUCUAGUGAGAGGUCUGCUAACAAUGAUGAUGCGAGUGACAAUUCUGCUUCUGGUGCUGCUGAAGAGGCUGCAAACUCAAGCUCUAUUGAGUAG